AAUUGAUAACUCCACUCACUCACUUUGUACUAUUUUUCUCUUCUUCUCAAAUUCUACUUCCUUUCUGAAAAAAGAAGAGUCUUUGCCCAGUUCACCAUGACAGCCGUCACACCUCCCACCAUGGUCACCCAAAAACUCACUUCCAAACUGGAUUUCCCUACUGGGUUCACCACAAGUUUCGAUUUUUUGGGCCAUCCCAGGCCACCCAUACGCACCAGGACCUCUCACCUCAACAGCCUACUUCUCUCCGCCACUGACAACAAUGCCGUCUCUCUCACUGCCCCACUCUCACCACCACCAUCUUCCCCUAUCUCUAAGGUGAAACGCCAUACAAUCUCUGUGUUUGUUGGGGAUGAGAGUGGAAUAAUAAACCGAAUUGCAGGAGUUUUUGCUCGGAGGGGUUACAACAUUGAAUCCCUUGCUGUUGGGUUGAACACGGACAAGGCUCUCUUUACCAUUGUUGUGUCUGGAACUGAGAAUGUUUUGCGCCAAGUUGUGGAACAGCUCAACAAGCUUGUCAAUGUCAUCAAGGUGGAAGAUAUCUCUAGGGAGCCACAAGUGGAGCGAGAACUGAUGCUUAUUAAACUUAAUGCAGAUCCAAGUACUCAAACAGAGAUCAUGUGGUUGGUGGACAUCUUCAGGGCAAGAAUUGUGGAUAUUGCUGAACAUUCAUUGACGAUUGAGGUCACCGGAGAUCCUGGGAAAAUGGUUGCUGUCCAAAGAAACUUGAUGAAGUUUGGAAUCAAAGAACUUGCAAGAACUGGAAAGAUUGCUUUAAGACGAGAAAAGUUGGGUGAGACAGCUCCAUUUUGGAGAUUUUCUGCAGCUUCUUAUCCUGAUCUCGAAAGUGCAGUUACUGUUAAUGAUGUUGUGGAGAAAACAAGUCAUUCACCUGAUGACGCCAAUAUAUCAUCGAGUGGUGAUGUUUAUCCUGUUGAGCUGUAUGAAGACUAUAUGGUGAAUCAAGUUCUUGAUGCUCACUGGGGUGUUCUCUACGAUGAAGAUUCAACUGGUGUUCGGUCACACACUGUGUGUAUGAUUGUCAAUGAUUACCCUGGAGUACUGAACUUAAUUACUGGUGUAAUAUCUCGAAGAGGGUAUAACGUCCAGAGCCUGGCUGUGGGGCCUGCUGAAGUGGAGGGGCGUUCUCGGAUUACUACUGUUGUUCCUGGUACUGAUGACUCUAUUGCCAAGUUGGUUCAGCAGCUUUCCAAGUUAGUAGACCUUCAUGAGGUUCGGGAUAUCAGUCACCUACCAUUUGCUGAGCGAGAGCUGAUGUUGAUAAAGGUUGCGGUGAACUCUGCUGCCAGGAGAGAUGUUCUUGAUAUAGCCAACAUUUUCCGUGCGAAAGCAGUUGAUGUGUCUGAUCACACAAUCACCCUUGAGCUUACUGGUGAUUUGAACAAGAUGGUGGCGCUGCAGAAGUUAUUGGAGCCUUAUGGGAUUUGUGAGGUUGCAAGAACCGGAAGGGUGGCACUGGUGCGGGAGUCGGGCGUUGAUUCUGAUUAUCUCCGGGGAUAUCCUCUUCCAUUGUGAUGCUAAAGUUGCUUUCUUGUUAGCCGGCCGACUGUCGUCUUCUGUGACCGUCCUCUUCCCAUCUCUAAUUUUCCCGUCAUUAUGCGACUUUUUCUAGAUGAAGUUGUAAUCUUGGUGUGAUUGAAACUAUCCAUUAUUGUAACAUUGUUGUAGUAUUUUGAUGUUUAUUUCUUAUGUAAUCUUGGUAUGUUCUAUGUUAGUAUGUAAUUAUAUCUAGUGUUGUAUUAAAGGGGAGUUCUCAAGUCUCAAGUAUGAUGGAUUUUGUGGUGUGUGAACGCAACUUCCUAUCUUCUCAACGUUAAUUAAAUAUUUUGAUUAUAA
Messenger RNA from Humulus lupulus (European hop), 1857 nucleotides. Its product is annotated as acetolactate synthase small subunit 2, chloroplastic. Gene Ontology annotation, molecular function: acetolactate synthase regulator activity; acetolactate synthase activity. Gene Ontology annotation, biological process: L-valine biosynthetic process. The transcript has 12 exons. The record is from RefSeq and is a predicted model, not a curated record. The coding region runs from base 97 to 1536 and encodes 479 amino acids. Lineage: Eukaryota; Viridiplantae; Streptophyta; Magnoliopsida; Rosales; Cannabaceae. Gene Ontology annotation, cellular component: cytosol.